Prunus armeniaca (apricot) is the source of this 312-nucleotide messenger RNA. Lineage: Eukaryota; Viridiplantae; Streptophyta; Magnoliopsida; Rosales; Rosaceae. The record is from the annotation of a GenBank genome assembly.
AUGGUAAAGGAAACUCCAUGUCAAGGUCGGGAGAUUCCCAAUAUUUCGGAGGACACAAUUGGUGACCCCCUAAGGCCAGUUCCUCUUGAUUCCCUUCUGGAGGUGGUGAAAAGUAAGUUCCCUUUGCCUGUCCUUAUUGAAAUAACAUUGACAUGGCCUUACUUUUACUACGGAAGCGGCACAACAGCUCUGAAAUGUGAUGGCUUAGAUUACAUGCAAAUCAAGGCGUCUAUGGGAAAGGAGGACAAUAAGCACAUCAAGGGUCUACUAGGAAUGGUCAAGGGCGAAGGGCUUAAGUUGGCUAAAUCUUGA